AUGGAGCGAAUUCUUGCUCGUUUCGGUCUCAACGUGGUCGAUGAAGAUUGGAUCAAGUCGACCUGGAUGCAGCCACUUCAAGAGAGUCAAUUUCACAUGGAUCUGCCAGAGCCAAAUCUCAAAGAUAUGAUAAGGCUCACUGAUUUCCUCAAAGGGAACACGAUCUCUGUAGAAGACGUCCCGAAAGAACUUCUUUCAUAUUUGGCCGUUGUUACAGCCAAGUUAGCGGAAUGGAACUCUCCCAGCGAUGAGGACAUAAUCAGAGACGGGCCUGUUGUUUUACGCUCAAUUGAAGCCUACUUGCGUUUGCUCUCCAUCGAGAGAGCUGCGGCAUUCAACAUCUUUCACCCUCUUCUGUUCGAGCAGUCGUGGGUGAUCUUACAAACUGUCAUCACAAAAGAACACAGUGCGAUCAAAAAUCGCCGCAAAAAGCCUGAUCACGAGACAAUCAUGCUUUCUGCCGUUGAAGAUGUAAUCGCUGUGCUUGGAGUUCUGUUUGAAAAUUUUAUUUUAACACGAGAUCAUGCAGACCGCGCCAUAUCUACCUUCGCAUAUCUGAUCAACUCCAGCGCAAGCCUCUUCUUGGAGACGUCCCCGAUUUCCUUCAUGCUCUAUCAUCUUCUCGGUCAGAACAUUAAAACAGAAGUUUUUCCAAUCUGUAUCCGUAUCCUGAAUCACAAGCUGUUGCCCCUGAAGUCAAGCUCCAUGAAUCUGACUGAGCGAAGAUGCUUCGAUAUCGUUUUGCACGCCUGUGAGAUGGCAGGAAAGAGGAAGAAUUCGUUCUUUUAUGCCCUGAUCAGAAUAUUGGUUUCUCAAUCGCAUGACAAAAACUCAACCCGAGAAGCGAUAGACGAAGUGAUGACCAAGUUUUUUCCUCUUUGCGAUAUUGAGACGCAACUCAAGAUCAUUAGUUUCAUCAAGAAGAACAUGGAGACGAAGAAAGUUAGCCAACGAGCGCUCAGUGUUGGUGUUUUGAAGAGGAUCCUGUACCAUAUCCCGAGUCAGGAACUGCAGGAAAAAGUUGAUGCAAGCAUGCUCUUCAGUAAACUAGCGAGACGUUGCCGAGAUUCGAAUCACACGGUGGCCGCCCGAGCAAUGUUCUCCCUCGCCGAACUUUUGGAAGGAUGCAUCUUGGGUCCGACAGAUAGUCUUAUGGCUCCUGGUGCUCUCCAACCGUCGUAUCUGCGUCGCCUUUCCACAGCUACGGCGAACCGAUUAUCAGUUGCCACAUCACAAGUAUCUACUACGAGUUCGAAUAUGACAACAAACUCCUUGUUCGGUAUCCAUCGAUUUUCCGAUCAUGCUACGAUGACUGAAGCCUCAAGAAGUACUCUACAGAAAACCUUUUGUCUGGACUCCGACGGACUUUCAGUACUUCAGCAGAUGCAGAACAGUAAAUACCAGCUCGUAAGAAAAAGCGUUAUACUGCUAACUAAAGCUUUGGUUAUUCGGCAGUUUGCUAGUUGUGAAGAAAAAGUUUGGCAGAUUUUUGCACGAGCGUGCCGCGACCCGCUGUUAUCAGUUCGACAAGUCGCGGUCGCCGCAUUUACGAAUCUUAUGAACGCGCUUGACACGUUCGAUCACCCAUCUGGCCUGAACAACUCGAUGAUGGAGUCGACGCGUAGUGAAUUCCGACUAGAUUGGCUUAACGUCAUGCUCGAUGCGUUGGAAGAUCCCGAGAGAGCCGUCAAGGAAGUAGCCUUUAAUGGGCUCUAUCUGAACUUCAUCACGGUAAUUAUCGAGACGGGAAAUCACGAGAUGUGGAAUUGCUUGGACUUGGUUAGCGGGAAUAUGUACGAACCGUUGAAGAAUAAUUUGAUUGCUCUCUUCGAACAAGCGAAGUCUGACGAGAAAGUGUCUUCUUUUGUGCCACUAGCGAAAAAUGCUAUGCGCAGAUUAGAAAUACAAGACGGAGAGUCAGGAGCAUGUUGGAUUCUAUUGAAGGUCAUCUACCAACUGGAAAAAGACUCAAUCGCCGUGAUGGAUGUUUUGACGGUGUUCAAAGAACACAUUGAACAUUUGAUGAAGGAUGCAGCUUGUGUUAGCGCUGUCGCCUUCGAAUUGGUCAUCGAGCUUGCAGAAAACGAGUUGGGUGAAAAUAUGCGUCAAGAUCUUCUUGAUUUUGUGAGCUCCAUCCUCAAGAUCCUCUGUCCCAAAAAUCUGAACGUCAUUGAACCUCUUACACGUCUCAUCCGUAUAUGUGCUGGCGAUGGGCUCAAAGAUUGGCUUUCUGGGAGAUUUUCUAUUCGCGAGAUGGCCCGUAGAGUCAACAAAGUUGGUGAUGAAAGUUUGGACCCGUUCGACUACAUGUCCAACUGUGGCACUCUCAUAAUCACUGUUCUCUUCUACUCCGAGUUUUUAGAGAUCACACCAGCUGAUGACCGCGAUGAGUUUGCCCAAUAUUUGAACAUGGUUUUCUUCAAGGAUUUUAAAGGUGUUCUUAACACUCCGCUGCCUACGGAGCUGAUGACCGCUCUGAUUCACGUUCUCGGCAAUUUGUGCAUUCGAAGAGGGAAGAACAGCGAAGAUUUGGUGCGCAUCUUUAUCUAUUCGCUUUCUGAUCGCGCCAACUGCGCGUCAAUCAGAAUCGUCGCGCUUUCAAUCGUAGCCGACCUUUGCGUUGUAAAAACUCACUUGGUAGAUCGCUUCAUGGACAUUCUCGCCGCAUUACUAGAAGAUAAUGAUGAAACGGUGCAAAUUGCUACGAUGCAGCAUUUGACAAAUUUGCUCAAAAAGGAUUUCAUCCGAAUGAAACCUUCAAUUCUCACUCGGAUGUUGAUCCUCGCUGCUGAUCCCGAGCCUAGAUCAAAGAUCGUCCAUCAAAAGGCUUCCUUUUGCUUGCGACAGGUUUUGAAGCCAAGAAACCCGAAAAUUUUCCAAGAGAACUUUAUCGCAGUCAUGAUUCUUUCUACUGGAGCGUUUUCGAUUGACCCGUCUCACGAUAGACGAUUGCAGAUCAGCACACAGACGCAGAGAAGCACUACCUUCGAAACUGGCGCUUUUCCGGGAAUUGAAGGCCGAGCAAGACGCAUGCAAAUCUACACCUUCUGUAUUUGUAACAUGUCGGAAGAGCAACGCUUGACUGUUUUUUGCAAUAUUACCAAUUUGGUUCUCGCAAUCCCUCUCCUGCGCAAAGUUGAUAUCACCAGUGUAGAGAUGACUGAAGUAUUCUUUGAUGCUCUUCAUCUUCUUUAUCGCCAUCAAAUGCUCCAGUUCCAGCUUGUUGGCCCCAAGAAUGCCAGAAAUGCAGAACAAGACCAUUUCGACGAUGAGCCUUUGCGCAAAGAGGGUAUGAAGAGGGCAGCUUUCCUUGAAACGUGUGCUAAGACAAGAAUACAGUUCAUCACGAAGCAGACCUUCCCCAUCCUGGUUGACCUUCGAAAUGAACUAAAGACUGUCCGUUCCCCGUUACUCCCAACGAUCGGAAAACUCUGCCAGGCUUGGUUGAAGGAGAUUCCCGGGUUGAAGGAGUCAGAUAUUAUGUACAGGAAUCUUCAAGAUGACCUGUCCGAGGAGUGUGCUCUCUGGGCAAACGAUGAUAAUCCCAUUCCAGCCCCAGCUCGAGAAGAUGCUCCAGGCACACCUGCUACGCCGAUUCGCAAGAAAAGCAAGCGGAGUGGAAUUAACCAAAAUGUAUCUAUUUCUGAGCAAGUGGCCGAAAUUUUCUCCGACUCCGAACCCGAAUCCGAUGCAAAUAUCGAAAAUACUUCGUCCAACAUGACGGUUCUUGAAAAGUCCGUGUUGCAAAUAGAAAAAACUCUCGGCUCCGGAGAGGAACAGGAAAGCUUGCUUUCACCAGCGCAGCAAAAUAUGAAUCGACGACGAAGUCGCAGAUCAUCUCUUGCUGCUCUUUCGUCCAACUUGACUCCGAUUCGCCGAGCCAAUCCAGAUCACGAGGCGACUCACAUGACGCCAAAAUGA
Messenger RNA from Oikopleura dioica, 3921 nucleotides. The record is from the annotation of a GenBank genome assembly. NCBI's taxonomy places the organism in Eukaryota, Metazoa, Chordata, Appendicularia, Copelata, Oikopleuridae.